AUGAAUUUCUUUAUCCCAAAUGAAGUGAAACGCGAAGGUAUCUACCUUCAGCAUCAGCUUGGCCCGCCGCUAAUCCAUCAGCAGCACCACCAACUGCCACAGCAGUCCCAGCAUCAGCUGCUCGGCUUUCCGCAUCCCGGCAUGAUCGUUAAUUUGAAAAAGGAAGAAUUUGAUCCGCUGGAAGGCCAGGCGCAUAACCAACAGCACGUACUGCAAUUACAGCAACAGGCCCAGAUGGUAGGACUGCAACAACAUCUCUCUGCUCAGAUGCAGUCCCAGCUUGCACAGCAACAUCAGCAACAGCAACAACAACAAUCGCAACAGCAACAGCAGCAACAGCAGCAGCAACAACAGUCACAGCAGCAGCAGGCACCACCAGCACCACCAUCGCAAACCCAACAAUCGCAGCAGCAGCAACAACAAACACCUCAGGCACAAACCUCAACGGUUACUACCGCCUCGACGACAACGACGACAACAACCACCACUACCGGUACGGGUAAAAAGAAAAAGAAAGGCAAAGCGAACCGGAACAUUGUCAUCCCGCAGCUACCGGAAGGGUUCAUCGUGAAGGUGAAGGAAGAGUACACGGAGAACUACGUGCGCACCGUGACGAAAAUCCCCGAAGUAUGGUGGAACCAGGAACAGUUCAUCCGCACGGUGAAGUCGCCGGGUAAGAAGGAGCGCAAAUAUCACGACUACAACGCGGUCAGCGAACACCAGUGCGAUGUGUGCGGGAAGUAUUUCAAGGAUAAGUACAAGCUGAACUACCACGUGCGCAUCCACGUGCCGGAACUGUCGCACCGGUGCGACGUUUGCGGCAAGGUGUUUGCGCACCAGUCGACGCUGCAUAAUCACAAGCGUAUCCACACAGGUGAGCGUGCGUUCAAAUGUUUAACUUGCGGCAAGGCGUUCGUACAAUCGUCGGCCCUGUCAAACCACACGAAGAUACACACCGGCGAGCGGCCGCACGAGUGCCUGAUCUGUGGCAUUAGCUUCAUCCAGAAGAUCAACCUUAUCUACCACAUACGCAUACACAACGGCGAGCGUCCGUACCGGUGCAACAUCUGCCAGAAGUCGUUCAUCCAGCAGAGCCAUAUAAAGAACCACAUGAAGGUGCACAAGAAGGACAAUCCGCUCGAUUGCAGCAUGUGCGGCAAGAACUACAGCGAUCUCAACGAGCUGACCGAACACUACUCGUCGCAUCAUACGGCCGAGCUGACCUACCGGUGCCAGGCCUGUGGCAAAUCAUUCGCCCAGGCGAACCAUUUGAAAAUCCACAAGAAGAAUUUCUGCAACAGCAAAUCGAACUAA
This is a messenger RNA of Anopheles marshallii, 1314 nucleotides long. Its product is annotated as adult enhancer factor 1-like. The record is from RefSeq and is a predicted model, not a curated record. Gene Ontology annotation, biological process: regulation of transcription by RNA polymerase II. Gene Ontology annotation, cellular component: nucleus. NCBI's taxonomy places the organism in Eukaryota, Metazoa, Arthropoda, Insecta, Diptera, Culicidae. Bases 1 to 1314 code for a protein of 437 amino acids. The transcript has 4 exons. Gene Ontology annotation, molecular function: RNA polymerase II transcription regulatory region sequence-specific DNA binding; DNA-binding transcription factor activity, RNA polymerase II-specific.